AUGUCCCGCAUUUCAAGACGGGCUGUUAUCGCUCAGGGAAUAGCAGCAGUCAUUUUUUUGACGUCGCAGUGGAAGUGUCUCGCCUCUUCUUGGCAGAAGAUGGGCGGCCACGGAGUCGGGGUGCCUCUGGAGAGGAGCAGGGUCCGGCGGAGGAAUGCAAUCUUGCGCUUGUUUGCCCAGCACCCUGUUGGUUUCCCGCAAAGAACAAUGGCCUCUCGUGAGCCCGUGCUUUCCAACCUCACCGAGGGUUACUGUGCAGCCCUGAUUCCUCCCCUGAUUAUCUUGAAGGCUGUCAAGCUGUAA
Rangifer tarandus platyrhynchus (Svalbard reindeer) is the source of this 303-nucleotide messenger RNA. The record is from the annotation of a GenBank genome assembly. NCBI's taxonomy places the organism in Eukaryota, Metazoa, Chordata, Mammalia, Artiodactyla, Cervidae.